AUUGGGACAGAUAAGCUUGGAUCCUGCUCCGUUAUCCUUAUCCUUUCCCCACUCGGGGCGAUCCUGGGACACGUAUCCCCUCUUCCAGAUGGAAAUACCAGUGAUCGAAAUGCUGGUGACGAGCAUGUCCGAUCUUUCGUGGGACGAAUCACAGGCUACUACCGGCAGUGUCAAGACUUGUUUCCGGCAAAUCCCGGUUCUUGGGUUGUCUGCGCUGUAUAUCAGGGCCAUGUUGCACUUCCCGACCAGCAAAGGAUCAUGGAAAUGAAGCUACGUGAAGUCGGGUUGACUCCGGACACGAGCCGGACCUAUGUUGUCCCGUUCUCUGAUAGUCACCCGGACCGUGGUUCUGUUUUUGUUGAUGGUAGGGGGGAUACAAUUCAAGUUUAUGUAGAGGAU
Molecule: messenger RNA, 399 nt
Organism: Trematosphaeria pertusa
Lineage: Eukaryota; Fungi; Ascomycota; Dothideomycetes; Pleosporales; Trematosphaeriaceae
Exons: 1
Source: RefSeq, a predicted model, not a curated record